Humulus lupulus (European hop) is the source of this 2498-nucleotide messenger RNA. RefSeq names its product carotenoid 9,10(9',10')-cleavage dioxygenase 1-like. The transcript has 17 exons. Gene Ontology annotation, biological process: carotene catabolic process. Bases 476 to 2152 code for a protein of 558 amino acids. Gene Ontology annotation, molecular function: carotenoid dioxygenase activity. NCBI's taxonomy places the organism in Eukaryota, Viridiplantae, Streptophyta, Magnoliopsida, Rosales, Cannabaceae. Gene Ontology annotation, cellular component: chloroplast stroma. The record is from RefSeq and is a predicted model, not a curated record.
UUCAAUAAUAGACCUUGAGAAAAAAAACUCAUGAGGGUGGCUGAGGAAAUGGAGAAGUCGAGCUACAAUGGCAAAACACAGAAAGAAAUAACUGCAGUGAAUCCAAAACCCAACAAAGGGUUGGCUUCCAAGCUCAUUGACUGGUUUGAGAAGCUUGUUGUGAAGCUUAUGUAUGAUUCUUCUUCUCAGCCUCUUCAAUUUCUUUCUGGUAACUUUGGCCCUGUUCGCCAUGAAACACCUCCAACGAAGGACCUCCAUGUGCUUGGUUACCUUCCUGAAUGCUUAAAUGGAGAAUUUGUUAGGGUGGGUCCCAAUCCCAAGUUCAAUCCAGUAUCCCAAGUUCAAUCCAGUCUCUGGAUAUCACUGGUAAGAUGCCUUAAAUAUAAAUCGUUGAUGAGUAUAUGUGGAGCCAACAUGACUGUACAUAUGGGACUGUACAUGUUAAGAUAGUGUGAAGAAGAAGAAGCCAAAAACAAUGGCGGGUCUAGAUGUGAAGAACAACAAGCUUAGCUACAACCAAGACCAAUGUGGUAGCAGUGUUGGAGUCGUCUCUGUAAAUCCAAAACCUAACAAUGGCCUCUCCUCGAAGCUCCUCGACUGGUUCGAGAGCCUCGUUGUUAAGCUCGUGCACGGCUCUUCUUCCUCUCAUCCUACUCACCACUUUCUCUCCGGUAAUUAUGCUCCGGUUCCCUGUGAAACUCCUCCGGUCAACGACCUCCCUCUCACCGGCCACAUUCCGGAGUGCUUAAAUGGAGAGUUUGUUCGAGUGGGUCCAAAUCCCAAGUUUGCUCCACUAGCUGGAUUUCACUGGUUUGAUGGAGAUGGAAUGAUUCAUGGUUUGCGCAUUAAGGAUGGAAGAGCAACAUAUGUGUCUCGUUAUGUUAGAACUUCACGUAUUACACAAGAACACUUCUUUGGAGGUCCCAAAUUCAUGAAGAUUGGAGACCUGAAAGGGCUUUUUGGGUUACUCAUGUUGAACAUACAAAUUCUCAGAUCAAAACUCAAAGUGUUAGAUCUUUCAUAUGGAAAUGGAACAGCUAAUACAGCUCUUACAUAUCACCAUGGGAAACUCCUAGCACUGUCAGAGGUAGACAAACCAUAUGUCAUUAAAGUGUUGGAAGAUGGAGAUCUGCAAACUCUUGGCCUGUUGAAUUAUGACAAGAGAUUGACUCAUUCAUUCACAGCACAUCCAAAAGUUGAUCCAUUUACAGGAGAGAUGUUUACAUUUGGGUAUGCACAUACUCCUCCAUACAUCACUUACAGAAUUAUUUCCAAAGAUGGUUUCAUGCAUGAUCCAGUUACUAUAACAGUAUCAGACCCCAUCAUGAUGCAUGACUUUGCCAUUACUGAAAAUUAUGCCAUUUUCAUGGAUCUUCCCAUGUUUUUCAGACCAAAGGAAAUGGUGAAGGAAAACAAGCUGAUAUUCUCAUUUGACACCACCAAAAAUGCUCGAUUUGGUGUGCUUCCACGGUACGCAAAGGAUGAGCUUCUUAUCAAAUGGUUCGAGCUUCCAAAUUGCUUCAUAUUCCAUAAUGCCAAUGCUUGGGAGGAAGAAGAUGAUGAAGUUGUUAUGAUCAGUUGUCGUAUUGAGAACCCUGAUUUGGACAUGUACAGUGGGGGUAUCAAAGAAAAGCUUAACAUAAAUGCUUCUCUAUAUGAGAUGAGAUUCAACAUGAAAGCUGGUCUAGCUUCCCAAAGACAACUUUCAACAUCAGUUGUAGAUUUUCCUAGGGUGAAUGAGAGCUACAUUGGCAGGAAACAAAGAUAUGUGUAUGGAACCAGAUUUAACAACCUUGCAAAAGUGACAGGAAUUGUGAAGUUUGAUCUACAUGCCGAGCCAGAGAGUUCUGGUAAAACAUGCUUAGAGGUUGGUGGAAAUAUUCAAGGCCUGUAUGAUCUUGGACCUAGUAGAUUUGGCUCAGAAGCUAUAUUUGUUCCCAAGGUUCCUGGAGUCAAUUCUGAAGAAGAUGAUGGCUACUUAAUAUUCUUUGUUCAUGAUGAGAAUUCUGGAAAAUCACAGGUUCAUGUGAUUGAUGCAAAGACAAUGUCAGAAGAUCCGAUUGCUGUAAUUGAUUUGCCUUGUAGAGUUCCCUAUGGAUUUCAUGCCUUCUUUGUCACCGAGGAACAACUACAAGAACAAGCAAAACCCUGAACGGUAAAUCUUCAUCUACUCCAAGUUUCGACCAAAGAAUCUAUUAUUUUCACAUUGAUCUAGCAAAAAUAGUAUAUAAUAUUUGUAAGAAUAAUCGGUGAAAAUAACAUCUUUUUAUAGUUAUUUUGCACUAUCGUCUAGUUUUGAUAAUUGUUUGCAAAAUGACUUCUAUCUAAAAUUUUGAUCAGCUAUCUAAAUUUUCGACCAACUUUCUGGAGUGUCGGAAUCAUUUUAUAAAAAGUUAUCAAAAGUAGGUCAAAGUGCAAAAUAACUUCAAAAAAUAGGCAAUUUUGCCAUAAGACCCUAUUUGAAAUGGAAUUAAUUAUCUUGUCCCUUGAGUUACAGC